Sardina pilchardus (European sardine) is the source of this 1307-nucleotide messenger RNA. RefSeq lists its product as uncharacterized. The transcript is spliced from 4 exons. The record is from RefSeq and is a predicted model, not a curated record. The coding region runs from base 210 to 893 and encodes 227 amino acids. Lineage: Eukaryota; Metazoa; Chordata; Actinopteri; Clupeiformes; Clupeidae.
CGAAAUCAUGUUAGCCAACUUUGUAUCUACUGGAUGGAAGUUAUUUUCAUUUAAAAAUUAAGUAGCCUAUCCAUUUCAUGAUCCAUUUGAGCUAGCCAGGGAGCAGAGCGUCCACGUGUUGUACCCCUGAGUGUGGGGGUGGGGAGAGGGAGAGCUACUUUUUCGCAGCAGCGGUUUCUUUCGCGGAGCUCGUAGGCUAAACUUGUAAAAUGGGUAGGCAGAAAAGUGUUGGUGAGGUGGGCCUGCCCAAAGUGACACCCCAGUCUGAGUUGUCUGUAAAGAUCCCCCCAGAUCAAUCUCAGGCGCAAACGCAUCCAAGGCAACGGCCAUCAAGGACAAGAACCGGUGCGAGGAGGAGGUCUUCAGUAGAGAACUCCAAUUUCUCAACGCCACAUGAGCUAUGGGACAAAGAGGACUGGGAGACGACUAGAAAACAAACUGGAAACCAAAAAGAGAACUAUCAUGGUGGAGGCGAGAAGGGAGCAGCCGAGUCAACGUGGGGGGACCCCACCAAGCCCUCCAAAGUCCAGACCUGGUCUCGUCUCCGGCCGUGCAGGAGAGGCCCCAAAAAGAGCUACUUCAGAUGGAGGAAGAGGAAGGCGGGCGUGGAGGAAGAUCCCCCUCUGCCCCUGCUGCACUGGCAGCAGCAGCAGCACGUGGAGAUCGAGGACUGGGAGCAGGAGAUCAGCGAGCAGGACAACGGGGAGGCCGAUCACGACAGCCCGUACGGUAUCGAGGAUGUCCUGACGGUGGCGCUGAUGAGGCUGAGCGUGGAGCAAGGUGGCUGCAUUCCGUCCCUCUACAACCCCAGCGUCCACCACAUGCCCCCGGUCAAGUGGGAGUACCGCAGCCGCGCAACGGUGGAGGGGCAGUUCUCGGACGCAGAGGAGUGAUGGCUCCUCGGGUCUUAUUGGUUCGUUAGGGAUGGUUGAGCACUCAUGAGUUUAGUUUCCUUGCUGGUUUCCUGGUUUGACUGACAAGAUUCUCUGUCUGUCAGUUGCGGUCUGUGUAUUAGUUUGACAGUUAAUACUGUCACUGGAGUUAUGGAUUUUGUGAAGAAGAUUAAUUAAAAAAAAAAACACUUUUAUUUUAUUAUUUUAAUUCUAAUCACUUGGCAUCUUAUUAUGUAAUGUCAUUUUAUUAUGUAUUUACUUUGACACUUUAGUUACUUUAUCAUGUAUUUUAAUUAAUUGGUCAAGUGAUUGGUUUCAUUACAACAGAAAAAGAGUUCAGAUUUGUUUAUCCACUGAUAAAGUAUUUGGUCAAACCAAAUUUGAGGGCAGCUACAUUACAGUUAACUCUAUCAA